AGGGUGCCGCCCAACUGCCGCUGUAGCUUCAUAAACAGAAGCUGGCGCACUGCUCGUUCUUGACAAAGCAUCCGUCUUCAAUAAUUCAUCUGGAGAUACCCUUGCGGCGAUCUUAUGGCUAGGAAUACGCACGCAAGUAUUCUACACUGACACAGACAGAGCGUCUCAAUCUAGUGCUUAUGCCAACGACUCUCCCGCGCUUCUAUCUUCGGAUGCCUGCAGCACACCACUUCACCUCGCCUACGCGCUCGCUUGUGCUUAGGCUCUUGAGCCUUUCAGUUUUCUUCGUUCUUCCUACCACUAUGCCACCGCUCUCAGGUCAUGAGAAGUUUCAAGAUGCGGGACAGAUUAUAUCGAAUUUUAAGCAGAGCCGGCUCCUCCAGGCCUUUCUGGUUGUAUUAGCCACCGCUACCGUCAUCUUGACCGUUGUCAUCUACAUUUCGCAGAGGCAAAGCCGGACUAUCGAUGCCAGUAUAGACACUUCAGAGAAGCCCAUGAUCAAGCCUUUACUCGAAAGACAGGACUCCGCGACGUGCCACAACCAAUGGGAAAGCGAUCACAAGAACUACCUCAACUCUUUGAAGCUAGAAAUCCUCAAACACACCGAGGAACCUAUCUUGCCGUGGGUCUCACCGCCACAGGCAUUGCCUGGACCGUACGAUCCCAUGUACUACCCUCUACCAGCGCCAUCGUUCCGGUGCAAGACCUCAGAAUCUCUCGCAGCCAAUGUGGAAGGACGGCACUCGGCAUUUUGCACGCGACUUGUUCCCAAAUUUGGCACUCCGCUUGGUGAAGCUGCUCUUUACGGCACGAUGACAACUUCAACACAUGGCUGGCGACGGUCACACUGGAAUGUAACUGGCGGUUGAACGACCACAACAGCCCCAACAUCAUUCAUCACUCUCAUUUUCUCAACCAUGCCUACGAGGAUACGCAUUUCUACCCCACUCGCGAACUCUCACGCACACAUGUCACAUGUGCACAGAGCCAGACAGACACAGCCAGUUCGCAGUGUGGCGCUUGAGCGCCUAGAAAACGCUGCUGGUCGCGAGUUAGGACUGAGAACUCAUCCUGAAGCUUGGUCGGUGGCGUCCGCUUUGUAGCUGAAGGGGUAGACUUCCUGUGGGGCGGGCGCGCGGAUGUCUAGGAUUCGUUGUUCAGCGAUGUGUCAUCG
Messenger RNA from Didymella exigua CBS 183.55, 1174 nucleotides. RefSeq lists its product as uncharacterized. The record is from RefSeq and is a predicted model, not a curated record. NCBI's taxonomy places the organism in Eukaryota, Fungi, Ascomycota, Dothideomycetes, Pleosporales, Didymellaceae. Bases 180 to 869 code for a protein of 229 amino acids. The transcript is spliced from 2 exons.